UUAAUAGCUGCAAAAAAAGCUUUGCAUCUCAACAUUUGGUGACCCCGACGUGAUCGCCGUGCGUUUUUGGUGGAAUUGUACUUUUCGAUAUUUGGGAGAUUAAACUGUGUGCAUAACGCUUUGUACAUAAUAAUAUACUCGUAUACGCCUAUAGCCGAAAAUUUGAAUCCGUUAUUCAAGAGCACGGAACUUUGUGAAACUUGUAGCGUGAUCUUGAAACAGUUAAACUGUUAGCUUACGUCUUCAGCAUAUUUUGUGAGCCGCUAUUUCUGUUCAUUUCCCACGCAACGGUUUCCAGUUGCGAUUUUUCCCGAGUGUAGUACACAUCACGCGCUGCCGAUAUAAAUUCGACUUGAAUCCAUCAUGACACUUAACCCAGCUAAUGGUACUCCAGGUAGCGAAAAUGCUGCUCAAUCAAAUGAACAGGUGGCCACAGAUCGAGUUAGCUUUUUUAAGUUAAAAACAAAAGCAAUAUUCAACCGGCUUGAGCGAAUAGCUGCCGAGAUGGACAGUGAUAAGCUGCACGGGAUGGACGAAUACGCUCUGACGGCACUACUGGACUCAUUGGGGGAACUGAAGUCAAGUUUCAACGGUGCGCACACAAGCUUGGAGGAAUUGGAUUUCGAUUCAAUUUGCAGCGAUCUGCCUGGUAAAUUCGACUCCAAUUUAGUUAACCUCAGAUCCACUCUGCAGCGUGAAAUUGGAAAGCGAAGUGCACCUCAGCUAUGCUCCACAUUCAGGGUUAACGCCAAUGAGUCGCAAUCAAUUAUAGUGAACACCAACCGAUCACGCUUGCCGUUACUUACACUGCCAAAGUUCACUGGUGCCUAUACUGAGUGGACAAACUUCUUCUCCAUGUUCGUAUCUGUCAUCGACAAGGAUAGCGACCUUACGCCGGUCGACAAGCUUCAACAUCUACGUUCCUGCCUGAGUGGUGCAGCGCUGGAUACCAUACGUUCUCUAGAAAAAAAUGAGGCUAAUUAUAAAAAUGCAUUAGAUCUUUUGCAUAAGCGUUUUGAUAACAAGCGUCUUAUAUUUCAGGCACACAUCAGGGAGAUCUUCGGGCUGGGCAAAGCAGAUGGGUCAGUAGGCAGGCUACGGGAACUAACUGACAAAGUCACCGCUCACAUACGUGCACUGCAAUCGAUUGGGUCCAAGGAGCAAAUAUCCGACUGUAUCAUUGUACAACUACUAAUACAGAAGUUAGACAAAGCGACUCAAUCCAAAUGGGAGGAGAAUUCGCCGACAAACGAACUACCUUCGUGGGACCAGUUAUCUACCUUUCUGGAGAAGCGCUGUAGAACGCUCGAAAACGUCGAACACGUUAUGCAAACACCAGUUGGUCAAGCUGGUAAAUCUGGUAAAAACGUGAGUACCAACCAAAGAAAAUCAUUUGUUGCUUCUGGUGGCUCAGUGGGCGGUUGCGUAUUUUGUGGAUCCCAUGAGCAUCUGAUAUACCAUUGUCCUCGCUUUACAAAUCUGUCGCCAAACCUCCGCCAAAAAGAGGUUAAACAACUCGCUCUAUGUCUCAAUUGUCUAAAAAAAGGUCAUCAGAUGCGCGACUGCAAAUCGGGGUCUUGUCGUAACUGUCAAUCAAAGCACCAUACACUUUUGCACUUUGAGCGCUCUGCUCCAACUGCCACCAGCCCUCAAGGCUUAACUUUGAAAUCCGCUACAGCCCAACCUAAUGCCAUGACUGCAGCCUUAUCUGCCUCGUCCCAGGCCCUUACUUCUCCAUCUGAUGUUGUGCUUCUAGCCACUGCGGUAAUUUUUGUAAAAAAUCGUGCCGGCACUUUCGUACCUUGUCGUGCGCUGUUAGACUCUGGUUCACAGCUGCACUUUAUCACCUCUCGUUUCACAAACCAGCUGCAGCUGCGCAAAACCAAAACCUUCGCUGGAGUAUCUGGCAUUGGCGACGUCAACUUUUCAACGGAGGGAUACUCGGUCGAUCUCGUACUGAAGUCGCGGACUUCUGAUUUCUCGACGACGAUUACUGCUGUUGUCGCACAAACGAUCACUGAAAGUCAACCUGGCCUUACAGUGAGCACCGUUAAUUGGCGACUUCCCUCCAACAUCCAGCUGGCUGAUCCCAACUUCAACAUACCACAGCGUAUUGAUCUGCUUAUAGGAGCAGGACUCUUCUUCGAACUUCUCUGUGUGGGCCAAAUUCAGUUGGCGCCUGGGCUGCCAUUGCUUCAAAAAACUCGGUUUGGUUGGGUGCUGUCCGGUGGUGGACAAGAAACGCCCAAACUCUCAUCUUUCGUCGUACGUCAACGGUCAUCUACUGACAUUGAUUGUAGUACUCGGCUAGAUUAUUUAGUGCGUCGUUUUUGGGAAAUCGACCAUGUAAUUGAGCCAAUCGCUAAAACAACAAAGGAAGAGCUCGACUGCGAAGAGCACUUUAGGCAAAAUUAUUCGCGUCUGUCUUCAGGCGAGUAUUCCGUGCGUCUGCCGAUGAAGAGUAGCGUGGAGUCACUAGGUGAUUCGUAUUUACAGGCACUACAUCGCUUUCGCAGUCUUGAACGAAAACUGACUCGCAAUCCACAGCUCAAGGAACAAUAUGUGGCAUUCAUUAACGAAUAUUUGGAUCUCAACCACAUGUCACUAGUCUCCAGUAAGGAUGUUCAUGACUGUAAGUUUUUCCUUCCACAUCACUGUGUCAUCAAGGAUGACAGCACUACAACAAAGCUGAGAGUUGUAUUUGAUGGAUCUGCAGCUACAACUUCGGGCUUGUCGCUGAACGAUCUGCUCAUGUCAGGUCCAACAAUACAACCGAAGCUUUUCAACAUCCUCAUUAGAUUUCGAUCGUUUCCCGUCGCACUUACUGGAGACAUCUGCAAAAUGUAUAGAUGCGUUCGAGUCACUGCACCAGACGACAUGCUCCAGUGUAUACUAUGGCGUGACUCUCCACAAGAUGACCUACGCGUGUACAAGUUGAAUACGGUGACCUAUGGAACUAAGCCUGCAUCAUUUCUGGCUAUUCGGGCCAUGCAUCAGCUCGCGUUUGAUGAAUCAUCAGCAUAUCCCCUGGGUUCAAAGGUCGUUCUUCGAGACUUCUAUGUGGAUGAUAUGAUAUCUGGUGGCAAUUCAGUGCGGGAAGUGCGAAACAUUAUGCAGCAAACAACAGGUCUUCUUUCUCUAGGUAAUUUCCAAUUACGGAAAUGGUGCUCCAACAGCCCUGAUGUUCUCGGCGAUAUUCCCCAAACAGAAAGAGAAAGCUUUCUCAAAUUCGAUGACGGCAGUGAUAUCACCAAGGCUCUGGGACUAGUCUGGGAUCCGUUCAAAGACACUCUGUUGUUUUCGUUUUCGCCGAUCAGAUCUGGCAGAAAUUCCAAACGCUCUGUAUUAGCUACCAUAGCUCGUUUUUACGAUCCACUUGGCCUACUAGGCCCCACUCUGACAAGGGCGAAAAUUCUUUUACAGCGAAUGUGGAGGGAUAAGCUCGCGUGGGAUGAAAGCUUGCCCCAUUCACUGGAUACGGCCUGGUCUACGUUUUGUGAAGAUUUCGUCAACAUUCAACAUUCGUCAUUUCCGCGCUAUGUAUUACAGCCUGGAGCCGCGCUUGAAAUUCAUGCGUUUUGCGACGCUAGCCUUGAAGCAUAUGGCGCUUGUGUAUAUGCUCGCUCAACUAAGGAUAACAACGUCCAAUUACAGUUGCUAUGUUCAAAGGCACGCGUUGCUCCACUGAAAACUCUGACUGUGCCCAAGUUGGAACUCAGCGCUGCCGCUCUGCUUGCGCAGUUAGUAGGUGAGAUAGCCAAGAUGAAGGUUUUUGACUGCCGCUUCUAUUGUUGGUCAGAUUCGUCGAUCGUUCUAUCAUGGCUGCAGGAAGAAUCUUCAAAAUUUAACGUUUUCGUCGCUAAUCGAAUAUGUGCUAUACAGGAGCUUACACAGGGGAUGACUUGGCACUAUGUUCCUACAGCCAUGAACCCAGCAGACAUCCUAUCCAAAGGGGCCGCACCAAGAGAGCUCUUGCAAUCAGCUCUUGGAUGCACGGUCCAAUAUUCUUGCACAAAGCAGAAAUCAGCUGGCCUGAAUUUCGCGAACCACAAACCAAGCUUUUGGAAACUCGUCAAAAGGUAUUACUCACAUCAAAUGAUCGACCCGACGUAUCUCUUUCAUUUAAGUACAUCAACUCGUUUGGCAAAAUGCAGCGUAUUUUUGGUUACGUAA
Messenger RNA from Rhagoletis pomonella (apple maggot), 4173 nucleotides. RefSeq lists its product as uncharacterized. The coding region runs from base 364 to 4173 and encodes 1269 amino acids. Gene Ontology annotation, molecular function: nucleic acid binding; zinc ion binding. The transcript has a single exon. The record is from RefSeq and is a predicted model, not a curated record. Lineage: Eukaryota; Metazoa; Arthropoda; Insecta; Diptera; Tephritidae.